CUGGGUGUGAUAUUUAAGUUCUCUGUGUGCACUAGAGCUUUAGUCCUGGUAAUAUAAAAGAAAAAAAUGUCAAGAUUCUUGGACAUGACAAACAGCUGUAAGAAUUAUGCUGCAUUUGGCUAUGUGGAGUGUGGUCCUUGCUUUGGAAAGAAAAAAAAAGCUAUCAAGUCUUGUCUGGUGUGUUUGGAUUCCUACUGUCCUACUCAUUUUGAGCUCCACGAGAAACUACACUCAGGGCAGCACCAUAAAGUAAUGAACGCCGCAGGGUUUCUCCAGGACCAGAUCUGCUCCAGGCACGACAAGCCGCUAGAGGUUUUCUGCUGCUUGGAUCAGCAGUGCAUCUGUCUUACGUGUACAAUGGAUGAUCACAAGGGACAUAGAAUUGUGUCUGCUUCAGAAGAAAGAACAGAGAAACAGAAUCAGCUGGGUGAAGCAAAGAUGAAAUCACAGCAGAGGAUCAUGGAAAGGAAAAGGGAGCUUGGGGAACUGCUGAAAGCUGUGGAGUCUCACAAGCAGUCUGCACAAGUGGUGCUGGAGAAGAAUGACAAGACCUUCACUGAGAUUAUUUGCUUUAUUGAGAAAAAACGAGCUGAGAUCCACGACGUAAUUCGAGCUCAGGAGAACAUUGCAGUAAAGCGAGCUGAAAACUUCCUGAAACGGCUAGAAGAGGAAAUCGCUGAGCUUCAGAGGCAAGAUGAAGAGCUGCAGGAGCUCUCUCUAACAGAAGAUCACAUUCACUUUCUGCAGCGUUAUGCGAUUCUCACUGCCACAGUUGGGUCUCCUGAUUUGCCCACCAUCUCUGUUAGCUCCGCACACUCCUUUGAGGAAGUAGCAAAGUCUGUAACUGAACUGAAGAAGCAUUUGGAAGAUUUUUGUGAAGACUGCAUGGAGAAAAUUAAAAACAGAGUGAGGCAAAUUCAAAUCAUUACACCCAUGACGAGAGAUGAGGUCCUGCAGUAUUAUUGCGAGUUAACUGUGGAUCCCAACACAGCAUACAGGCGCCUCAGCCUAUCCGACAACAACCGAGUAGUGUCCAACUAUGACCAGGACCUGCCUUACCCAGAUCAUCCGGAGAGAUUCGACUGGCCCCAAGUGUUGUGUGAGCAGCCUGUUUGUGGACGUUUUUAUUGGGAAGUGGAGUGGAGUGGUGUAAAUGGUGUUAACGUUGCUGUCUCAUAUAAAAGCAUCCGCCGGAAGGGUGGCCACAACGACUGCUGGUUUGGUUGCAGUGAUCAGUCGUGGAGGCUGUACUGCUCACCAUUUAGAUAUGCCUUUAGACAUCACGGCAAAGAAACGUACAUCCCCAAAUUGAACAACUCCACCAGGAUCGGCAUCUUUGUUGAUUACGAUGCUGGGACACUGUCCUUCUACAGCAUAGCUGAAAAAAUGAUUCCUCUCUACAAAGUGCAUUGUGAGUUCACAGAGCCUUUGUAUCCAGGAUUUACUGUGUGGCCAGGAUCCAAAUUGACACUAUGUUGUCCUAAACAUGACGAUGUAACAUAGAUUUUCAAGGCCAGAUAACAGUUAUAUAAUAAAUAAGAGUUUUUUCGGGGUUCUUUGUUAUGAAAAAUUAAACAACUUUUUCUCUUUCACCUCUCCUAACAUGCAUAGUUACACAUUUGGAUACAUUCUUGUGCUUAUGGCCUUACACAAUCCCAAUCAUGUAUCAGUCAUCUGUCAUUCCCUUUCUUCUUUUAACAUUGCUCACAUCAAUCUUUUUGAGCUAUUUGCAUGUAUCGCUUGUUACUAUGGUCAGAGAUGCAGGUGAAACUGCCCUCUAAAGCUGGUGAUAGUCUUAUAAAUUAAUAAGUUAUUCAAUUGGCUGUUAAUUAACUUGAUUAACUAGGGCACCUUUUCAAUUAUCCCAAGGGUCUCACAAUUAGACGUGUCUGUGUAAAACUAGAGGAUAUGUGGAGGAAGAGAUGAGGGAGUGUUCAUUCUCAGUCCUAUGUCCCACAGUCCCACUUUCAGUGGUGGAGUGUGUUGCUCUUAUAAUACAAUACUCAUAUAAGUGAGUUAAGAAUUAGUACAUUUCUAAAUUUUUCUUUUAUAUACUGUAUGGUCUGGAGAGUGUUUUUUCCCCCAUUUUCCCAUAUUAAGGCCAAGUGAGGUUAUCCUAAGCAUAUCUUGCUCUCAAUGCUGCAUCAUGGCUUGACACUAUGGACUGACGUUUAUACGCCCACGCAAGUUAAGGGCCUGUGAGAGUGUUUCCAAAAUGUCUGACUAGUAGCACAUUAACAUCAGGCACAGCCAGAACAUAUGAAGGUGAUCAACUGGAGAUUGUUUGCAUCUGUUUAGCCAGUUUAGCAUUAGUGAAGUGAACUCUGUGAAGCACUUUACAUAGUAUUAAAGCAUGUCUAGCACAGAUAGAUGAAGUAUGGAUUAAACUAAGAAUGUUCUUCCACUGGUCUUCAGAUAUGUUAAUCCGCAAGUUUUGCUCUCAGGUUUGAUUUAAAGAGUCAGCUGAGGAUGUGGUUAGAAAGAUUAUUUGGCAUAUGAGGAAAAAACUUUUGAAUAACGUUUCUCACUUGAAAGAAACGAAGCAGAUGGCUGUUAGGAAGGUUAAAUUUAACUGAUAAAAAGAGAAGGAGGAGAAGAUUUGUUUUAAAUACAAGUCAUUCAGAGCAGACACACCACUGAUUUACCCAGAUGUUGAAGACACGAGCUGAGAGGGAUGGGGAAAUAAGUGAUUUGAAAUUGCCAUGUAAAUUGAGGCGCGGGGGCACGGUGGCUUAGUGGAUAGCACGUUCGCCUCACACCUCCAGGGUCGGGGUUCGAUUCCCGCCUCCGCCUUGUGUGGAGUUUGCAUGUUCUCCCCGUGCCUCGGGGGUUUCCUCCGGGUACUCCGGUUUCCUCCCCCGGUCCAAAGACAUGCAUGGUAGGUUGAUUGGCAUCUCUGGAAAAUUGUCCGUAGUGUGUGAUUGCGUGAGUGAAUGAGAGUGUGUGUGCCCUGCGAUGGGUUGGCGCUUCGUCCAGGGUGUAUCCUGCCUUGAUGCCCGAUGAUGCCUGAGAUAGGCACAGGCUCCCCGUGACCCGAGGUAGUUCGGAUAAGCGGUAGAAAAUGAAUGAAUGUAAAUUGAGGCUUUGUGCAAACCGAAUUGUUUCCUGAAUUGGAGCCAAAUCUAAGUAGUGUUUAUAAAUAGUAGAUUGUUUGAAAUUUUGUGUACUUCAAUGGGAAGCUGAGAACAAAUAAUAGAAAGUAAGGAACAGGAAAAAAGACAUCUCUAUGUGUAACCAAGGUGGGCUAGAGGUACAACAUCUGAGGCCAACCCAGUAAAGUAAUUUGGUAAUGUUACAGGCCCAGAAGAAACAUUGAAUAUUUGGUAGUGCUAAACCCCCUUCAGAUUUGGGAAGCUGCAGGACUGAUUUUCUUAUAUGAGCUGGUUUGUUACUCCCAUGGAACAUAUUCAAUUGUUGGUCUAAAUUAGCAAAAUAGGAUUUUAUUAAUGCAGACAGGGACAUGUUGAAAAUGAUACAAGAAUUUUGGCAGGAUUACCAUCUUAAUAAGAUUCACACGACCCAUUAAAGAUAGGGAAAGGGAGCUCCGUCUGGCAAAAUCGAACUUACAUUUAUCUAAAAGUGGUAUAAAAUUCUUAAAAAACAAAUCCUUAAACAAGUUUUUUAUAAAUAUGCAUAGAUAUUUGAACCCAUUCAAUGCUACCUUAAAGGGGAAUGAGGAGAGAGGAACAGAUUUAGCCAUUUGAUUUAUGAAAACUAACUCGCUUUUUUGAAAGUUUAUCUUGUAUCCUGAUAGGCUGCCAAACUGGUCCAAAAUGUGUAAAAUAGGGGAAGAGAGGCUAUAGGGUCAGAGACGUAUAAUAUGAGAUUUUUCGCAUGAAGAGAAUGUUUAUGGUGGACAAUUCCUUUAAAUGCAUCUUGACUACGGAGCCAGAUGGCCAAAAGUUCAAUAGCUGUUAAAUAGCAAGGGCGAAAGUGGGCACCCUUGACGUGUCUCCCGUUGAAGCGAAAUGGGUGGCGAACGAACACCGUUAGUAUGUAGUGUGGCACUUGGGGAAACAUAGAGGAGUCGAAUCCAAGAAAUGAUCUUGUUCAGGGUCAAACCUGAAUUUACCCAGAACAAAUAACAGGUGUUCCCACUCCACCCUAUCAAACACUUUCUCAGCAUCCAAUUAAGCUACAACUUCAGAGGUAGUAAGUGAGGAGAGAAAAUAAUGUUGAUCUUCUAGUGUUAAAGAAAGAGUACAUCAAUGUAAAUCCUGUUUAAUCCAGAGAGAUUAAAGAUGGUAUGACAUUUUGGAGGCGAAGAGAGAGAAUUAUAACUAGAAUCUUACAAUCUACAUUUAACAGUGAGAUUAGUCAAUAGUUACCACAAUACGUGGUAGAUAUGGAUGCCAUGUACAGAGUUGCCGGCAGUUGUCCUUUUUGGAAGGAAUCAUUAUACAUCCUCACCAGGAUAGGAACUAAUAAGUUCCUGACCCCUUGUAGCCAAUGAAAUUUGCGUUUGUUAACAGAAGCUUCAGACACUGAUUCUGCAAGGCCGUUCCCAUACCAUCAAGCUAUGAUGCUGCAUCGUGUUUACCUCUCAGGAAACCAGAUUACAUACUGUAUGUAACCUGAAACAUUUUACCUGACUAACAGAUGAAACAGUACCUUGUUUUAUGUACUUCUUUGCUGUAUUUCUAGAGGGUUGCCCUUGGAAUAUUGCUGGGGUGGUAGAUCCUUGUAUUGCUGAUUCCUGCUAUUCAUAAGUUUGGCUACAGAAGGAAAGGAAGGAUAAUGCAGGAUGCAUGCUUGAGUGUACACAAAUAGAUAGCAUGCCUCACCAUUUAUAGAAUAAUAGAUAGAAUGCAUCAUCCUUUGUCUAAACCCAAGUUUGGAGAUCAUGGACGAAUAAAAUGAAUGAAAUAGAAUGUCCUGCCAUUAGAAGUGGCUCCACUAAAAUCAAUGAAAUUAGAACAGAAAUUGGGGUCAAAUCUGGUAAAUUUGAUAACUAGAGCUUUGUUUCUGGGUUUUAAUUGUAUAACCUAUUUUUUCUAGCAACUUCUAUAUGAUGAUAAUCUUCAUGUCUCAAAAGCACAUGAUGUAUAUCCUGUGUCAUUCGCUGCAGAGAGGGGAACAUGGAGGCAACGCGUUAAGUUGUUUUCUCAUGAUCACAAUAUAACAAAACUUGUUUUCUCAUGAUUGCUAUUUAAUUUUUCUGCAUAUUCAGCAUAAGAAUAGAGGCAGCAAAAGAUAAGAGGCAGUAAAAUCACAGUAAAUUGAUUGAACAGGGACUCACUCAACCUCAAAUAGUUCUAUAUCUGUCACUGAUUAACAAUUUCUACAUAAGUGUCUGACACUUGAAAAGGAGGCACAUAUAUUAUGAAAUACAAGGCAUGAGAUUUUCUCAUGAUUCAAUUACAUUGUAAGAAAACUGUGUUUUUGUUAUAACAGCAGUACAAGAAAUUUAAGUAAUAUUCACAUGAAAACAAGAAAGGAAAAAAUAUAAUAAUGCAUGCAUGGCUGCUUAGGACUUCUGUAGAUUGGAACUAAACUAAUAACACAACGUUCUUGAGUAUUUGAUGAAUCAUUUAAACCCUUUUCAUUAGUGGAACAGUAACAACCUUCUGCCAAGAAUUUUCUGUAUCUGCUGAUAUGAUUUUCACAAUGUGGAGGAAUUUUAGACCUUUAGCUCCUACAGAUCUAGGAAGUCAUGCCAUUAAAAAACAAAACUUGAUUUUAAAUGUUA
Molecule: messenger RNA, 5689 nt
Organism: Tachysurus vachellii
Lineage: Eukaryota; Metazoa; Chordata; Actinopteri; Siluriformes; Bagridae
Product: tripartite motif-containing protein 16-like
Exons: 6
Coding region: 67-1503 (478 amino acids)
Molecular function (GO): protein binding; zinc ion binding
Source: RefSeq, a predicted model, not a curated record